ACAUUCACUUAGAUUAGAUGUGCAAUGGGAUGGUGAAUCGGUGAUGAUGUUUGUUUCUCACAAAAUCUAAUAUUAAAAAUCACUCAAACUUUAUUGAAAAGAAAAAGAAAAACCCUGGAGAGUGAAGACUAUGGGGUUUUAGUGCUAUUUCGGGGACUCAUUGUUGAAGCUCAAGAACAUGUUGGUGAAAUCUUCCCCAAUGUCAUCGUAGUAUAAUCGAAUCUCUAUUUCCGUUGCAAAACCCUAGUUCUAAAUUUCAAAUUCCGACCCAUAACGCAAUGGAAGCUACUCAAAAUGGCAGAAGACCCGAUAGCUCUUCUCCUCCGAAGCCCUUCAAGUUCUCGGCUUAUCAAAACCCGGCUCUAUCCGCCGCUCUCACCGCCAACAGCGUCCAACCUUCGAAGUACACCUUCCUCGGCAUCUUUUUCCUUUCCUCCGUAUCUGCAUCUGCCUUUCUUAGUAUUCUUUCCUGGGAAAAUGCGAUUGUUGGCAAUUUGAAGCUCAAGAACUUCCCUGAAGAGGCAGCCUAUUUGUCUGCCAAGGCUGCACAGAUUGUGGUAGGCUCAAUCUUUUUGGGAACGGUAUUAGCCUUUAUCAAGGCACUAUCCUUGUAUAGAAAAAGAUUUAGCGGUGUUGUGUCUGUUAUAUCAGCUAAAGGAACCAAGGAACAAACACCCCUUUCCAAGCGUCAACUGGGGCUUAUGGGAUUAAAACCAAAGGUUGACAAUGGGACAUCUGAAAAGGCUGUAAAGCCUCCAAAAUCUAAACCUUACUCAUCGCCUUCUUCUUCUGAUAUUCUUGUUCCACUUCAUCAUUCAAUUGGCAAUUUUAGUUAUUCAUCUCAAAAAAACAUAGAUAAGUCUAACUCUGCCAGUGGAAGUAAAGUGCAGUCUUUUGCAACACCUUCAACAUCCCCAGGUUCUGCAUCUUCGUUGUAUCUUGUCUCUGGAGUGGCCUCACCACUGCCUUCUGCUCAGAGUUCAUCAGGACGGGAUUCAGUGGUGCAUACCCCAUGGUCAAGCAAGCGAGUGUCCACUCUAAAAGAAAUUACAUCUGAAGAAGACUUUGAACGAUUCCUUACUGAAGUAGAUGAAAAGUUAACCGAGUCUUCAGGAAAAUUAGCAACUCCACCCCCCACCAUGGGCAGUGUGGGUAUAGCCAGUCCCAGUACUGUGGCUAAUUCAGCUAAUACUUCUGGAACUACCAGAAGUACUCCCUUGAGGCCUGUAAGGAUGUCACCGAGUUCACAGAAAUUCACCACUCCUCCUAAGAAAGUAGAGGGUGAUGAUCCCUCCCCAAUGUCUAUGGAGGAAAUGGUUGAAGCUUUCAAGCAUUUGGGAGUAUAUCCUCAAAUUGAAGAAUGGCGUGAUCGUCUCAGGCAGUGGUUUUCUUCCACUUUGCUUAGUCCUCUUGUAGAAAAGAUUGAAACCAGUCAUGUUCAUGUAAAAGAAGCGGCUGCUAAACUCGGUGUCUCAAUUACUAUAAGUCCUGUAGGCGACUCCACAGGAUCCCUUCCCAUUGCAUCUUUGGUUGACAGGACUAAUGAAUGGCAACCAACAUUGACCCUUGAUGAAGAUGGACUCCUCCACCAGUUACGAGCAACUCUCAUGCAAUCCAUAGAUGCCUCUACUAUCAAGAUGCCUCUGGCAAAUACACCACUGUCCCCUCAGCAGAACCCCUUAAUUCCGACCAUGCAAGAGUGUGUCGAUGCCAUUGCAGAGCACCAGAAACUCCUUGCUUUGAUGAAGGGUGAAUGGGUCAAAGGCUUACUGCCGCAAAGCAGUAUUCGAGCAGAUUAUACAGUACAAAGAAUCAAAGAGCUUUCUGAAGGGACGUGCUUGAAGAAUUACGAGUAUCUUGGUACUGGAGAGGUUUAUGAUAAGAAAAGCAAGAAGUGGACACUUGAGCUUCCAACCGAUUCUCACUUACUCUUGUAUUUAUUCUGUGCUUUCCUAGAGCAUCCAAAGUGGAUGUUACAUCUGGAUCCUUCAAUCUAUGCCGGGGCUCAGUCUAGUAAAAAUCCUUUGUUCUUGGGGAUUCUUCCUCCGAAAGAACGCUUUCCCGAGAAGUAUAUAGCAAUUAUAUAUGGUGUUCCUUCUGUUAUUCACCCUGGAGCUUGCAUACUGGCCGUUGGAAGGAAAAAUCCUCCAGUUUUUUCUUUGUAUUGGGAUAAAAAGCUUCAGUUUUCCCUUCAGGGAAGAACAGCAUUGUGGGAUGCCAUAUUGCUUCUGUGUCACAGAGUCAAGAUCGGAUAUGGCGGGGUUAUUCGGGGAAUGCAGCUUGGUUCAUCUUCACUAAGAAUCCUUCCAGUUUUGAAUUCAGAGCCUGUAGACUGAGUGAGCAUCUGCGUUUUUGCUUCCAAUAGUAUUUUUAUUGCAUUAACUCACUAAGCUGUUACAUGAGACACCACAAACUCUGCUUGUGCAACAAUUUUGCUCCUUUGUACAACAUGUAUUCUGGGGAAAUUGCUUACUGAAAGCCUCUAACUUUAGUUUCAUAGCUCGAAUGUUCAUGUAUCCUAAUCUGAGUUCUUCAAUAGUUGUACUGACCACAAAUUCACAACCAUGAUGAGAAUUUGUCACAAACCACCAUUUUAGAAUUGUCCUUGGCUGGCUGUAUCAUUGUAGUUUAUAGGUUAACAGUGUAUUGAACUUUGGGUUUCAGUGAGCCAUUUUAAAGCUGAGCAGUGCUUUUUGCUCUUAAAAUU
This is a messenger RNA of Cucumis sativus (cucumber), 2707 nucleotides long. RefSeq names its product transmembrane protein 209. The record is from RefSeq and is a predicted model, not a curated record. Gene Ontology annotation, cellular component: membrane. Lineage: Eukaryota; Viridiplantae; Streptophyta; Magnoliopsida; Cucurbitales; Cucurbitaceae.